AUGGUUCUCGAGGCGACGGUGGUGUGUGUGGACAACUCUGAAUGGAUGCGAAAUGGCGAUUACGCGCCGUCGCGCUUCCAAGCGCAGGCCGACGCCAUUAAUCUCAUCUGCGGCGCCAAGACGCAGUCGAACCCGGAGAACACGGUGGGCAUUCUGACGAUGGCGGGUAAGGGCGUGCGUGUGCUCGUCACCCCCACCGCCGACCUGGGCAAGAUUCUCUCCACCAUGCACGGUCUGGAGGUGGGGGGAGACACGAAUCUGCUGUCAGGCUUGCAGGUGGCGCAGCUGGCAUUGAAGCACCGGCAGAACAAGAACCAGCGCCAACGCAUCGUGCUCUUCAUUGGCAGCCCUGUAGCGGCAGAUGUGGAAACAUUGGUGAAGGCGGGGAAGCGGCUGAAGAAGAACAACGUGGCGCUGGACGUGGUGAGCUUUGGGUGGGACGGCGAGGACGAGGAGAAGCAGGCCAAGCUGGAGGCGCUGCUGGGCGCCGUCAACAGCAACGACAACUCGCACCUCCUGCACGUGCCGCCCGGCCCCGCUGUGCUCUCUGACGUGCUCAUCAGUUCCCCUGUAUUCACGGGAGACGGGGAAGGAGGUAGCGGAUUCGCAGCGGCAGCGGCCGCAGGGGCAGCAGCGGCAGCUGCAGCAGGGGGCGGCGGGCUGGGUGGCGACUUUGACUUUGGCGUUGACCCCAGCGUUGACCCGGAGCUCGCCCUGGCCCUGCGCGUGUCCAUGGAGGAGGAGAGAGCCCGCCAGGAGGCUGCUGCUAGGAAGGCUGCCGCUGAGCAGCAGGCUGCUGGGGGUGCUGGGGGUGAGGGAGGGAGUGGAGGGGAGGGUGGGUCGGGAGAGGGGGGGAAGGGGGAUGUGGCGAUGGGCGAGGGGGAGAAGAAGGCGGAGGAGGGGCGGGCCACUGCUGCUCCUGCUGCUGGUGAUGUUGCGAUGGACGACGAGACAGCGCUGCUGCAGCAAGCACUGGCCAUGUCAAUGGCAGCAGGGGCAGCAGGAGGGGCGGGAGAUGCUGCCAUGCUGGAUGCUGCUGCUGGAGGGGAGGAUGCUGAGCUGGCACUCGCCCUGCAGCUGUCGAUGCAGGAGGCAGCAGAGGAAGGCAAGAAGGAGGCUGCAGCGGCAGCAGCAGGGGUGGCAGGUGAAGCACCAGCAGCAGGAGCAGCAGCGGCAGCGCCUGGAGACGUGGACAUGAGUCAAGUGUUGGGUGAUGCUUCCUUUGUCAACUCCAUUCUCUCCUCGCUGCCAGGGGUGGAUCCCAAUGACCCCUCUGUGCGGGACGUGCUCGCCUCUCUCGCCCCCUCCCAGCCCCCCAAGGGGCAACGGGAGGCAGAUGUGAAGGCAAUGGAGACAUGCGCUGAACAGGUGCACAGGCAGAACCAAGUCUCUGGCAGCAUAUGCGGCUGCAUGGAGUGCACUGCAAUAUCUCCCCCGCCUCCUGCCAGUGUGGGUUGCAUGGGGACAGUGGAGAGAGGGGGGAUGUGA
Molecule: messenger RNA, 1488 nt
Organism: Closterium sp. NIES-65
Lineage: Eukaryota; Viridiplantae; Streptophyta; Zygnematophyceae; Desmidiales; Closteriaceae
Source: the annotation of a GenBank genome assembly